Molecule: messenger RNA, 1461 nt
Organism: Python bivittatus (Burmese python)
Lineage: Eukaryota; Metazoa; Chordata; Lepidosauria; Squamata; Pythonidae
Source: RefSeq, a predicted model, not a curated record
AUGAGUUGUGGCAUUAAGGGUGGUGGAAGUAGUGUUGGUGGUGGCAGGAUCUGUGGUGGAGGCAGCAUCAAGAUUACAUCCUCAGGAUCCUCAAGAGGAUUUUCUGGAAAAAGUUAUGGAGGAGGAUCCCGAUGUGGAUAUGGAGGGGGUGGCUUCAGCAGUGGUAGCUGUGGGAAAAUUACUAGAGGGAGAAUAAGCUAUGGAGGUAGCUGCUAUGGAGGUGGCAGCUAUGGCGGUGGAAGUUAUGGUGGUAUUUGCUAUGGCGGUGGCAGCUAUGGUGAUGGUACCUGCUACCCAUUCAGCAGUGGUAGUUUUGGUGGUGGUGAUGGGGGCCUCCUCUCCAGCAGUGACAAGGCAACCAUGCAGAAUCUUAAUGAUCGCCUGGCUAAUUAUCUGGACCAAGUGAAAAGGCUGGAAGAUGAAAACUGUCAGCUUGAGAUCUGUAUCAGAGAAUGGUAUCAGAAGCAUGGUGAUAUUGGACCAGAUAAGGACUAUAGCCACUAUUACCAAGAAAUUGACCAACUCUACAAUGAGCUUAUUUGUGAAACAGAUGAUUAUAACAAAAUUCUUCUGAAUAUUGAUAACACCAGGAUGACAGCUGAAGAUUUUAAACUGAAAUAUAACACUGAAGCGAGUCUCCGUCAGAAUGUGGAGGUUGACAUUAAUGGAUUGCGCCCACUCUUGGAUCAACUCACUCUUGCCAAGUCAGAUCUGGAAAUGCAGUGUGAGUCCCUCAGAGAGGAGCUGAUAUGUCUUAGGAAGAAUCAUGAGGAGACUCUGAGAGGACUCCGAAGCCAGAGAGGUCAUGGUGAUGUCAGUGUUGAAGUGAAUGCUGCCCCUGGACAAGACUUGAAACAACGUCUGGAUCAACUCCGGUGUGAAUAUGAAACCAUCAUUGAGCAAAACCGAAAAGAGGUGGAAAUCUGGUAUGAAAGCAAGAUGGAAGAGGUUCGCCAACAAGUGACUACAAGUGACCAGGAGUUAACUUCAGGCAAUCAACAACUUUCAGAACUGAGACGAGAGUACCAGGCCCUUGAGAUUGAGCUCCAGUCUCAAAUCAGCAUGAUCCAGUCUCUGCAAACCAAUCUGGAGGAUACGGAACGUCGCUACAACAUGCAGCUACAACAGAUUCAGACUAUGAUUGAACCAGUAGAAGGAGAGUUGGCUAGCAUCCGGUGUGAGAUUGAGAGUCAGAGUCAAGAAUAUCAGCUGCUGCUUGGCAUCAAAACGCGUCUGGAACAGGAGAUCUGCCAAUACCGCCGAUUGCUUGAGGAGGGACAGCAAGAAAUUGGCUCAGGAGGUGGAGGAGGAUAUGGAGGUGGUAGAAUAGGUGGAGGAGGUGUCUGUGUAGGAGGAGGCAUCGGCGGAGGAGGCGUCUGUGUAGGAGGAGGCAUCGGCGGAGGAGGCGUCUGUGUAGGAGGAGGGAGUUCUUCGCGUUGGAAGAGUAAUAUUAAUCAGUAA